Molecule: messenger RNA, 795 nt
Organism: Toxoplasma gondii ME49
Lineage: Eukaryota; Apicomplexa; Conoidasida; Eucoccidiorida; Sarcocystidae
Exons: 2
Coding region: 1-795 (264 amino acids)
Source: RefSeq, a predicted model, not a curated record
AUGGAAGGAGGAAGCGCUCGCAGCGCCCUCUCUCCUGAUGCGCCGGCGCAGGCAGUGGCUGCGCGCGAGGAGAUUCCUUGUGGCGACGAAGCUGGGAUCCACACACCCGACGGAGCGGCGUUGCUUGUCGCGGGCGCCCUGGGAAGCAAUCGACCUGAAGGCGACCGAAGCCGCGCGCUUGCGACGAAGGAAGCGAAACGCGCGAAGGUCUCUGUCGUUUGCGGCACCCGUCUUUCCGUCUGGCGACGACGAGGCCGCCAGUUCCGACUCGAGGCGCAUCCCGUCUCCGCCUGCGUUCCCCGACGGAGAUGUCGACUCGUCCGCCGCGCCGGCCGCGCCCCAGGCCGACGCUCGGCGUGCAGGUGGACGUACACCCGAGGGUCGCCGCCGCCUCGGCUCCUUGCCGGCGCGAGAUCUGCUGCCGCGCGCGUCGGCGGCUCCGCUCUUUCCUGGCUCGUGGAGUUGCGUGGAGGCGACGUCGGUCUCGCCUUCUCGCGCUUCCUCGCAGUUGCUGUUCUCCGCGUUCUCCCUCGCGUCGCCUUCUCCCAUCGUUGGAGACGACUGUCUCUCCGUUUCGCGGCGAGAAGGGGACGCCUCCGAGGCUUUGCUGACUUCUCCUGCCUUCGCGAGCGCAAGCCCAGAGACCGCCCACAGCGACAGAGGCGCCGCUCGCGGACUCGCGCCUGCGCCGACGGCGGACGCGGCGUCGCCUGGUGGAGUGGAGACAGGGGCGGCGAAGGUAUCUCAGGAGGAGACGCAGAGGACUGUCUUUCCGAGCGACUUCGCUCUGAGUGA